UUCCAAGUUCCAACACGAACUAACAAAAGUGCCCGCCAAAAUCCCCACCCAAAACAAAAAUAGUCCACCAAUCAACAAUCUUUCAUGCUCCUUCCAACUACCCUUCAACUCCUCCCUUCUCGUCUCCAUUGCAGGUGUGUUCCAAUGACCAAACCUCAACCAUCCCAACGUUGCGCCAAAUUUAAAUCCCUUCAAUCCAAUGCAAUUACCGACGAAAACCCAUCUCAAUCUAAACUCAAAUUUCGUUCUUCCAAGACCAAAUUCAAAUUAAAAGCUCCAUUAUCUCCAGAACGUCCAAUUCCCAACACUUCUGAGCUUAUUUACCAGAAUUUGGCUAUUUUAGGGGCCAAUUUCUACUCUGUUGAUGCUCUUGAUCUUGCCCCUCUUCUUCUUGGCAAGUUUAUUCGACGCGAUGAUGUUAUACUGCAGAUAACGGAGGUGGAAGCUUAUAGGCCGAAUGAUUCAGCGUGUCAUGGUCGGUUCGGCAUUACAGCGAGGACAGCUCCUGUUUUUGGACCAGGCGGACAUGCGUAUGUGUAUCUCUGCUAUGGUCUUCACAUGAUGCUUAACGUUGUUGCUGACAAGGAUGGUGUUGGAGCGGCUGUGUUGAUACGUUCUUGUGCUCCUGUUAGUGGUUUGAAGACAAUUCAGCAGCGUCGUGGUCAGAUUACUGAUAAACCUGUUCUUCUUGCUGGGCCAGGAAAGGUUGGCCAAGCACUUGGAUUAUCAACUGAAUGGUCGAAUCAUCCCCUUUAUGCGCCUGGUGGUUUAGAACUUCUGGAUGGACCAAAGCCGGAAAAGAUAGUGGUUGGUCCCCGUGUUGGCAUAAAUUAUGCUUUACCUGAGCAUGUAAAUGCAUUAUGGAGAUUCGCUAUUGCAGGUACCCCAUGGAUAAGUGCUCCAAAGAACACACUUAGAUCACCCUAACAUCAAGGAAAUUCUUACAACAAAAUGUAAGAGGUAAUUAAAUGACUGCAAAGUGAGAGAGCCAAACUUAGACUUUGUAUUUAGCUCUUGUUUACUAACUACAUGCUAGGAGGAAGAAAGAAUUCGCGUUUCCUCUCCCUUUCGGGUGUCUAGCAGUUCUUAGAGUGUAGCUAUUAUUAGCUUUGAAACAUUGUACAUACUGUAAAAAGUAAAAAAUAUGAUCUCUUUAAUCAUUGAAGAAUCUAAGACAAGCUUCAUGAUGCUUACUUUCUUCAUUUUUUUCCUUUUCUUUUUACUGGCAGUACCUACUUGUUAUUGCAAGAGGUUACUAGUUAA
This is a messenger RNA of Beta vulgaris subsp. vulgaris (sugar beet), 1263 nucleotides long. Its product is annotated as DNA-3-methyladenine glycosylase. The record is from RefSeq and is a predicted model, not a curated record. The transcript is spliced from 6 exons. Gene Ontology annotation, biological process: base-excision repair. Gene Ontology annotation, molecular function: alkylbase DNA N-glycosylase activity; DNA binding. Lineage: Eukaryota; Viridiplantae; Streptophyta; Magnoliopsida; Caryophyllales; Amaranthaceae. The coding region runs from base 85 to 927 and encodes 280 amino acids.